Molecule: messenger RNA, 1685 nt
Organism: Cladophialophora immunda
Lineage: Eukaryota; Fungi; Ascomycota; Eurotiomycetes; Chaetothyriales; Herpotrichiellaceae
Exons: 1
Coding region: 205-1476 (423 amino acids)
Biological process (GO): carbohydrate metabolic process
Source: RefSeq, a predicted model, not a curated record
GCAUGACACUUGCAGAUCCAUCCAUAAAAAUACAUCAUCGCUGCUCAUACCAUCACAGAACCACUGGAAGAUUUGUCGCUGCUCUCCCUCUUCUACAAGAAGUAUCCAGUAUUGACGGAGGUCGCUCACCCAUCACCCACAGGGAGGCAUUGUGCUCAGUCUACUAUUCAUGAGCCAGAGGCAUUCACCGGCUUGACUUGUUUGAUGCUCGUCCGUCCUCGUUUGUCGAUAUAUCAAUGCGCACAGUAUCUUGCCAUCUCUCGCGCCCCAAAAAGACCUCAAAUUCGUAAGUUUUACCUCCAGCCAACAUCCUCUACUGCGACGAAUCAUCCUACCAUGGACAAACCACCCACCAUGGUAUCCGACGACAAAGCAAAUAUCCCCAAGUUCCUCUUGGCCAUGGAGUCCAUCUAUGGGCCUUUACCGAAAACGACAGACCAGAAUCUCUCCAAAUGGGUACCUCCUCCGGCCGCCGAGGGCCAUCGAGGCCGCUAUCUCUGGACGGACGGGUUCGCCGUCGUCAACUUCCUGACGCUGUAUCAGCUCACCGAGGAGGAGCGCUACCUCACCUUCGCCCAGAAUCUCAUCGCCACCGUCCACAACAUCUUGGGUUACACGCGGAACGGCAAAUCCCGCCUGCCUGGCGCAACAGACCAGCACCCCCUCAACGGCGGCCUUCGGAUCGGGAAACACGACGAAUCUGGGCCCGAUGGCGAUGGCCAGUACUUCCACUACCUCACGGUGUGGAUGUUCGCCCUCAACCGCAUGAGCUUGGUGAGUGGGAACAGAUGGUACAACGACCAAGCCAUCUCCAUGGCAAAGGCGAUCCUCCCUCACUUCAUGUCCAACACCGAGUCACACCGGCCGCGCAUGUUCUGGAAACUCAGCAUGGACCUCUCGCGGCCCCUCGUCAUGUCCGAGGGUAACCUCGACCCGGUCGACGGCUACGUCACGUACAAGCUCCUCCAAUCCACGAAUCCCGACGACCCGGAGGUCCUGGGCGAAGAGGUCUCGCUCUUCAAGAGGAUUGUCGACAAGAAGCUUCGGGACUACGCCUCGGCGGACACAUUGGACCUGGGCAUGACGCUGUGGACGGCGCACUGGUUCACGCCCGAGGAGGAGUGGGCGAACAACCUGACCUCCCGCGCGAUUGGCUGCGUCAAACAGCUGCUGGAGAACGAUUACUUUGACCAGCCGGUCGGCCGACGCCUGGCGUUCCGCGAAUUCGGGACUGCGCUCGGUGUCAAGGCCGCGCUCUCCAGCGGCACCGACGAGGACGGACUGUGCCGCGAGGACGAACUGGUCGACGCCGAGAUCCGCGCGCUCCCCGACCUGAUUUGCAGGGCGUGGGAAGAAGCAGGGCUGGUGCCCGUGCCGACGAAGAAGAUGCAGGGCCGCAUGGCCGAGCUGAUGCCCAUCACGGCGGUCAUGUACGCAACCGCACUGAUUCCCGGGUUGAUGUGUAAACAGUCAUGAUCUUGAGCUUGACGAGCGGCGAUGGGUUCUGGGGAGCCUGGAUGUUUAGGGUAAUACUAAUACAGUUGUCACCGAUAGACACUCUUCUUUAUUCACAUCCAACUAGCGACUAUUCUCAAAACAAGGGGGUCCAUAAAACCAGAAAAUGGCCGAGUACCGAGACAGCCGUGGGACACCGCAGGCACCCCCACUUCCUCCCCCCCCCCCCC